Molecule: messenger RNA, 1536 nt
Organism: Diospyros lotus (date-plum)
Lineage: Eukaryota; Viridiplantae; Streptophyta; Magnoliopsida; Ericales; Ebenaceae
Product: probable microtubule-binding protein TANGLED
Exons: 4
Coding region: 377-1369 (330 amino acids)
Biological process (GO): regulation of phragmoplast microtubule organization
Molecular function (GO): microtubule binding
Source: RefSeq, a predicted model, not a curated record
GACGUGGGCCAAUGGACAAGAAGUCGCACAAGAAGUGGGUGAGGUCGGCCAUACUGUAAAGUUGCUCGGCAUUUAUCUGCUAAUAAGCCGUUUUGAUGAGACCCCGAAAAAACAAAGUGAAGACCAAAAAGAAAGCAGAAAAUUUGUGUAUUAUUAAUGAAAGGGACGAUGAAUUUGACCGUUGGCGAUAAAACUAUCCGUUACCAACGUUGAACCUGAAACCCCCUUUGUCCUCGAACCCCCCCUUUACGCCUUCUCUUCGGAGAAAUAGUGAGGUCGUCCCCUCCACUCAACACAGACGCUCCGAAAAGAGAGAGAGUGAGGUCGUCCCCUCCACUCAACACAGACGCUCCGAAAAAGAGAGAGAGAGAGAGAGAUGGUGGCCAGAACCCCACCAAAGCAAAGGAAAAUGGUGGCUCCUCUCAACCCCACCCUUCUCCGAGAAACUGCAAACAAGGUGGAGAAGUGUAUGGCGAGAUUGCAGGAGCUUCAGUACGCUGUCGCCGGCGGCAAUAAGGUGAUCGCCGGCGUCAGCCUCAGCCCUCGCAGUACCAGAGGCUAUCUCAAGACCAGCCUCCGGUGCAAGCAAGAAUCUCUCAGGAUCAAGAGUGCCAGAUCUCCACCCGGAAAAUUCCCCACAAAUACAGGGGAGUGGCAACGAAUGUCAUUGCCGGCGAUGCUGGUCGGAGAAACGGUGGGGGAAAUUCUGCAGGCAAGUCAGUUCGCCAGAAAAAUAGUGGAAGCAGUGGUUUCCAAAGCCAAGAGACCAUCACCGUCGUUAGAGGCUGACCCAAGAACUCCGGUGGACCUGCGGCGGAGCCAGAGGCCCAAACCGCCAGAAGCCAAACUCCAGGCAAGAAGAAAGCAAGAGAAGCAAAUCACGCUGCAAUCCAUGAGGUCCGAAUCCAACGAACCACCACCACCCCUCCAAAGGGCCCGCUCUCGUCGCAUUAAUUUCAAGGCGGCAGCAUCCUCGCCGCCGCUCAACGACCGGUUUUUGGCCAACAGAGUGUCGCCCAGAAACAGGCCAUGGGGCAGAAAGACUGUGCUUUUUCCCAACCCAUUGUUCCACUCGUCGCCCACUAAAAAUCACCACAAGUUCUACAAGACAAAGUCGCCCAUAAUCGCCAGAAGCCACCCUAAAACUCAAACCCCACACAAGUUCUUGAUCAAGACCAAGCCCAAGUCGUCUCCUCCCUCAAUGGCCACCGCCAAAGUCCAAGUUAGAAUUAGGAGUCCGCCGAGGAAGAGUCCCUCCUCCACUGCGGCGAAGCUUCGGCGAUCAUUUUCGCCGUCGAGGCUGGCGAGCAGGCUCAUCUCCCCCCUGAAGCAGAGGCCGGGUUUCUCGAUGCCGGCUCGGAGGUUUUGAUGGGGAGGCCCAAUUCUGUUUGUUUUGGAGAGUGAAUUUUUGUUUUCAUUUUUUGUGAUAUUUUCUCGAUGUCCGUCCAUAUGAACACGUUCAUGUUCAUGUUCAUAUUCGUGUGUUGGUGUCAGAUUCGUUCAUUUCUUUCUUUGUUGCCUGCGUUGGCCAAAUUU